AUGGGGGAAGUCUAUCAGCUUACAGACUUGUUUCCUUCUUUCAAUUUUCUUGCCUUGAUCAGUCAUGCAAGGGCUGAAAUUGAGAGACAGAAGCACAGGGCUGAAAGGAUAAUUGAAAACAUCAUCCAAGAACAUAAAGAGAAGAACAAGUCAUCUGUGAAAACUGCUGAAAGUAAAACACAUGAAGAUUUUGUAGAUGUUCUUCUAAAGUUUCAUAACAAGGAUGACCUUGGUUUUUCCUUAACAAGUAACAAUGUCAAAGCAAUUAUUUGGGACAUCUUUUCUGCAGGGAGUGAGACAUCAGCUACAGCUGUAGAUUGGGCAAUGGUAGAAAUUAUAAGGAACCCAAGAGUAAUGAAAAGAGCACAAGAGGAGGUGAGGGAAGUCUUUAACAGAAAAGGUAGAGUUGAUGAAGAAGGAGUUGCUGAUAUGAAAUACUUGAAAUCAUUAGUCAAAGAGACACUGAGAUUGCACCCUUCUAAUCCAUUACUACCAAGAGAAAGUAGGGAGAAGUGUGUGAUUAAUGGUUAUGAGAUACCUGUGAAAACCAGGAUCAUAGUUAAUGCAUGGGCAAUAGGAAGAGAUCCUAAGUAUUGGACUGAACCAGAGAGUUUUAUACCAGAAAGGUUCCUUGACAGCACCAUCGACUUCAAGGGGGGCAAUUUUGAGUAUAUCCCAUUUGGUGCAGGAAGGAGAAUAUGUCCAGGCAUGUCAUUUGGUCUCAUCAACAUUGAGCUUCCCCUUGCAAUUUUGUUGUACAAUUUUGAUUGGAAACUCCCUAAUGGAAUGAGCCAUGAAGAUUUGGAUAUGACUAUGUGUUUUGGUGUAACAGUGAGGAGAAAAGAUCAUCUUCACUUGAUUCCUAUUGCUCAUGAUAUUUCAUGUGUUGAAAAAUGA
Messenger RNA from Humulus lupulus (European hop), 897 nucleotides. RefSeq names its product cytochrome P450 71D10-like. The coding region runs from base 1 to 897 and encodes 298 amino acids. Lineage: Eukaryota; Viridiplantae; Streptophyta; Magnoliopsida; Rosales; Cannabaceae. Gene Ontology annotation, molecular function: monooxygenase activity; heme binding; iron ion binding. The record is from RefSeq and is a predicted model, not a curated record. The transcript is spliced from 3 exons.